GAAUGAGUGAGAGGAGAGGGUUCAGACGCUUUUUGACUUGUUCCAGACUGUGCUGCUCAAUGCUCAUCAUCCCAUGACAGUUCAGUUCCACACCAAAACCAGCACAAAAAGGCAGCAGCCAGCCAGCAACCUCCUCUCCUGAACUCAAAAACCGCCACCCCACUUUCCCCACUCCUCUCUUCUUCCUCAAUCCCCCUCCAUUAUAUAUAACAUCAGUUAAAUUACUCCGAAAACACACACAACACACACGUUCUUGCUGCUGAGAGGGAAAAAAGAAAUACUAUGGCUGAGCAAUGUGAAAAGAAAAUGCCUGAGGAGCAGACAGUAGGGGGAGCUGAAGGAUUCUUGGUUGUUAGUGAUGUUCCUGAGGCUGAAGAAACCACCUGCGUAGAGAAAGAUGGAAAUGAGUCGCUUGUGGUGCCAGAACCUGAGUUCAUGCCUGUGGAUGUCAGUUCUAGUUCUUCUGAUGGCCAUGAGACUCAGAAAAUUGAAGAUAAAGCCUCUCUGUCUCAGGAAGAGGGCACCAGGUUCGCUGAUCUUUCAGAAAAUGAGAAGAAAGCCCUGCAAGAGCUGAAGCAACUCGUCCGAGAGGCUCUCAACAGGCACGAAUUUGGCAGUUCUGCUUCUGUAGAGGGAAAAAUGCCUGUGGCGAAAGGAGAAGAGAAGAAGGCACCGGAAGAACCUGGAAAGGUGGAUCCUGAAACUGAGAAGGACGACUCGAUUCCAGUGAAAACAAUUGCAAAGACUUUACUGGAGGACGAUGGUGCGAAAACCCUGGAAGCCAUCGAAGAAACCAUUGUUGCUUGCGUCCACUCAAAUCCCACAGAAGAAAAGCCUCAGGAGAAAGCUGAAGUGGGUUCAAAAUCGCCUCAGGAAGUAUUCAUCUGGGAUGUAAAACUGCUGGAAGAUGAGAGGAGUGAUGUGAUCCUGUUGAAGUUCUUGCGGGCCCGUGAUUUCAAGGUGAAGGACGCGUUUACCAUGAUCAAGAACACUAUAAAGUGGAGAAAAGAAUUUGGUAUCGAUGAUCUUGUUGAACAAGACAAAGAAGGCCAUCCCGUUUGCUACAAUGUCUACGGCGAGUUCCAAAACAAAGAGCUUUAUCAUAAAAUGUUUUCUGAUGAAGAAAAAAGGCAGAAAUUCCUAAGGUGGAGAAUCCAGUUUCUUGAGAAGAGCAUCAGGAAACUGGAUUUUCGCCCUGGUGGGAUUUCCACCAUUGUUCAGGUCAAUGACCUCAAGAAUUCUCCAGGGCCUAAUAGAUGGGAGCUAAGGCAAGCAACUAACCAGGCCCUUCAAUUGCUUCAAGAUAAUUAUCCUGAAUUUGUUGCAAAACAGGUGUUCAUCAAUGUACCAUGGUGGUACCUGGCCCUGAGCAAAAUGAUCAACCCUUUUCUGACUCAGAGGACCAAAAGCAAGUUUGUUGUUUCUGGUCCUUCCAGAUCCACAGAGACCCUUUUCAAAUACAUAUCUGCUGAGCAAAUCCCAACACAGUAUGGUGGACUAAGCAAAGAUGGGGAUUUCGGGUUAGCUGACAGUGUUACUGAAAUUAUCAUCAAACCUUCAGCCAAGCACAUUGUGGAAUUUCCUGUCCCUCAGGCGUGCGAUGUGAGCUGGGAGGCAAGAGUGGUGGGAUGGGAAGUUGGGUAUGGUGCUGAAUUCGUUCCGAGCGCGGCAGACGGGUACACGAUAAUAAUACAGAAAAUGAGGAGAAUUGGGACAAGUGAAGAGCAAGUGAUCUGUAGCAGCUACAAAGUUGGUGAGCCUGGAAAAAUGGUUCUUGCCAUAAACAAUCUGAGUUCAAAGAAGAAGAAGUUGCUGUAUAGGUUCAAAACAAAGAGUUCUGGUAACUAAAAUCAGGGAAGAAUUUGAUGGAGUGAGGAGCUACGUCAACUACCUUUCCUUUCUUGUUUGUUUUCACCUGAAUUUGCACUUUCACUAGUAAAUGUGUGUGUGUGUUUUUUGAAGGGUUCUAUUGUUUUUGUUUUUGAUCUAUAAAUAUGAUGUUUAAAUAAAUU
Molecule: messenger RNA, 2012 nt
Organism: Sesamum indicum (sesame)
Lineage: Eukaryota; Viridiplantae; Streptophyta; Magnoliopsida; Lamiales; Pedaliaceae
Product: patellin-3
Molecular function (GO): lipid binding
Source: RefSeq, a predicted model, not a curated record